AUGCGUGCCACUACAUUGUUAUCUUCGGUCAUCUCUUUGGCUUUGUUGUCCAAGGAAGUUUUGGCAACCCCUCCAGCUUGUUUGUUGGCCUGUGUUGCCCAAGUCAGCAAAUCGUCCUCCACAUGUAACACUUUGAAUCAGGUUUCCUGCUACUGUGAACAUGAAAACUCCGCCAUUAAGAAGUGCCUAGACUCCAUCUGUCCAAACAAUGACGCCGAUGCUGCCUACUCCGCUUUCAAGAGUUCCUGUUCAGAACAAAAUGCUUCAUUAGAUGACUCUAGCAGCAGUGCCUCUUCAUCUAGUAAGGCUUCUUCAUCCUCUACCAAGGCUUCUAGUAGUGCUUCUUCUACUAAGGCUUCUUCUAGCAGCGUUUCCUCUUCUACUAAGGCUUCUUCUAGUAGUGCUUCUUCUUCUACUAAGGCUUCUUCCAGCAGCGUUUCCUCUUCUACUAAGGCCUCUUCCUCCAGCAAGGCUUCCUACACUGAAUCUUCUUCUUCCACCAAGGUUUCCUCCAGUGAACAUGCCUCUUCCACCAAAGCUACCACUAGUGAAACUCACUCUUCCUCUGCUGCUUCUUCUUCUACUGUUUCUCAAGAAGCAUCAUCCUCUGCCCAACCAACUUCCACAGCCAUCAUUUCUACUUUCUCAGAAGGUUCUGGUAAUGUCUUGGAGGCUGGCAAAUCCGUUUUCAUUGCCGCUGUUGUCGCUAUGUUAAUUUAA
Molecule: messenger RNA, 720 nt
Organism: Saccharomyces mikatae IFO 1815
Lineage: Eukaryota; Fungi; Ascomycota; Saccharomycetes; Saccharomycetales; Saccharomycetaceae
Gene: CCW14
Product: Ccw14p
Exons: 1
Coding region: 1-720 (239 amino acids)
Source: RefSeq, a predicted model, not a curated record